Messenger RNA from Nyctereutes procyonoides (raccoon dog), 2481 nucleotides. RefSeq names its product eukaryotic translation initiation factor 1A domain containing (gene EIF1AD). The record is from RefSeq and is a predicted model, not a curated record. Gene Ontology annotation, biological process: translational initiation. Gene Ontology annotation, cellular component: nucleus. Lineage: Eukaryota; Metazoa; Chordata; Mammalia; Carnivora; Canidae. Gene Ontology annotation, molecular function: translation initiation factor activity; RNA binding. The transcript is spliced from 6 exons. The coding region runs from base 301 to 801 and encodes 166 amino acids.
UUGGGAAGGGUCCGACUCUAGAGUGCUAGUAGUCACCCGGCUCGGAGGAGUCGGAAGCGCGGGCGACCUGAGUGUGCGUCUGCCUGCCGGCGGACCCCUUUGCAGUGCCCUCGUUGGCUCAGCUACGAAUUGAGUCGUGGGCGAGCCGCUCUCAGCGUCCAGUCUGGAGAACAAGGUCGUUCGGGCACCGCCCGUGGGAGACGAGGGCAGAGGAACAAUCCUGGGUUCUGAACUUGUCAUCCAAGAAACUCAGGAGUUGACAGUCUCUGCGUCCCUCACCCCCCUGGGACAGGACCCAGCAUGUCUCAGGCCACCAAGAGGAAGCAUGUGGUGAAGGAGGUGCUGGGGGAGCACAUGGUGCCCUCUGACCAGCAGCAGAUUGUGAGGGUACUCAGGACCCCAGGGAACAAUCUGCAUGAGGUGGAGACAGCCCAGGGGCAGCGCUUCCUGGUGAGCAUGCCCUCCAAAUACCGUAAGAACAUCUGGAUCAAGAGAGGGGACUUCCUCAUUGUUGACCCUAUUGAAGAGGGAGAGAAAGUGAAGGCUGAGAUCUCCUUUGUGCUCUGCAAAGACCAUGUACGCUCUCUACAGAAGGAAGGGCUCUGGCCUGAGGCCUUUUCAGAAGUGGCUGAGAAACACAACAACAACAGGAACAGACAGACUCAGCCAGAACUCCCUGCAGAGCCACAGUCAUCAGGAGAAGAAUCCAGCUCUGAAGAUGAUUCUGAUCUCUUUGUUAACACCAACCGCAGACAAUAUUAUGAGAGCGAGGAGGAGAGCGAAGAGGAGGAGGCAGCCUGAGUCCCUGGACCCAUUUCUCCCCUUGCUCAGGGACGAGUACUUGGCUCCUCUGCGCUUGGACGUUCUCAGGGUGCUCUGCAGUUCUCUACCCCCUCCCCCUACACGGGGGACAAGGCAGGGCCCCUCUCUGAACUGAUCUUCUGCUCAAGGAGAAUUAAACCCCUGGUGGGUAAUGACUUGUGCUGGUGUCUGAGUGGCUCUUUGGAGGGAGGAGGGACUUGUGGUGAAGUUAAAAACUGCUCCUUGAUGGGUCCCCCGGGUGCAGGUCCUAAAUGGGUAAGAAAUGGAAAUGGCUGGAACCUUUCCUAGAUUCUCUCUCUCAUUGAGCACUCGUAAGCACCAGGGCCUGUGCUGUGCCUUCUGGCAUGUAUUUAAUAAUAACUGGGAGCAAUCCCUCCUGUAUUGCAUGCUUACAAUUAGUACUGACUCAGCCAUUGAGGAACACAGCUCUAGGACCUAGUGCCCCCUGCCUCUAAGAGACACUCAGGUUGAAUUUCAUAGUGCCUCGUAAGCUGCUUUUCCUGGCUUUCUAGUCACUGUGACUAUAGGAGUGCCCACCUCCUUAACUGCUGUGUAUGUCCUCUGAUCAGUGGCUUUUCUGUGGCUACUCAGACAUCACUCCCCAGCUCUCUUGCAAAUUGUCAUCCCUCUUUAAGCUUUUACCUCUGGCUGUGUACUCCUUCUCCAUUGUUGACAUUGAUCUUCUAAUCACCGUUCAGAUUUUGAACACUUUAACUCCUGGCUUAGUCUUCCACCCCUGUUUCCACCACCAUUUUCUCCACCCCAUGGAUGGGCCUAUUCAGUCUCAUUGGUGCCUACCUCAUUGAUCACUCCUUGCACCCCUGAUGUUGAUAGGAGUUGCCACUCCUCUUGAAUUCAAAUAUCUGUAAAAUCACCACCUCCUGGUUUUCGUGCUUACCUGCUCAACUCCCUUCUCUGUAUCCUCAACCACAACCACCCCCUCCCCCGCCCCAACACACAUUCUUACCAUUAUUUUCCUAUCUUCACUUCCCUUCCUUGUGCAACAUCGAUUCCACCUACACCUUCCACUCGCUUGUCUCCCUGCUGGUUCAUCUAGUAAGAUCUAACCCUGGCUAACCCAGCUAUUCACUUCUGUGCCUGUGUUCAAGUAAAUGCUAGAGAAAACAGCCAACCUAACUCACUAGUUUUACCUUAAAUUCAUAAUUACAAACCUCAGGUGGAUGCUCAGCACUGCCUAGCAGAUCUCUGGGAUGUUUUACUUCAAAACUUGUAUGUUGUCUACCAAUUCCCCCUUCCCCUGUUAUGACCACAUACUUCAUUAUGUGUCCUCAUUACCCACCCUACAAAUGUGCUCAUGGAUUGUCCUUUAACUUCCCCCCAUGUAAUCCAGUGGGACUUAAAACUUUUCUCUUGUGCCCUGGAGCUUAUCGUCUUGUUUAAGGACUUUAUGUGAGUUUUGUUUUUUGCCAUCCUCUCUACUGGAUAUGUUAGUGGCAGAGGUGCUAUAGAAUCUCCUGUCUGAAACAAUCUGAAAAGCCUGUCACUGUUUCCACAUCAUCUCCAGCUACUGGUUCAUUUAUCUGUUCCUUGCUCACUUUACCUUAUUUUAUCUUAGUGGAGCUUUAAAUAUAUACAUGUCUAUAUAUUUGUAUGUAUGUGUAUAUAUACAAAAAAUAAACUUCAGAUGAGUUAAGGAUA